AUGAGCCGUGGCUCGCCCAGCACAACUUCCCACGAGUUGGUGUGGACCAUGGAACCGGGACAUUUCUGUUUUGGCCCAGCGGGCCCAGUCAAAAACAGUCCCACAAUUGCCUCCUUGCGGAGCCUGCUUUGGCAUUUUGGCCCGCGUAGAAAUGAAACUGAGCAAGUUUUGGACAUCGACCCGGCCGAGGCCAAGAAGCUCUGUUCCAAAGGCGGCCGUCGCUUUGCUUGGGCCCUUGUUGUUGCCAAAAGGUCCUUUGGUGCACUGAGCAGAGGCUCUGGGGCCAAGGCCUCUUGGUCUCGGGUACGAAGGCUUUGA
Molecule: messenger RNA, 318 nt
Organism: Effrenium voratum
Lineage: Eukaryota; Dinophyceae; Suessiales; Symbiodiniaceae
Source: the annotation of a GenBank genome assembly